Messenger RNA from Oryza sativa Japonica Group (Japanese rice), 1447 nucleotides. Its product is annotated as protein ENHANCED DOWNY MILDEW 2. Lineage: Eukaryota; Viridiplantae; Streptophyta; Magnoliopsida; Poales; Poaceae. The record is from RefSeq and is a predicted model, not a curated record.
GAAACGGAGACGGCAACGGCGUUCCCCGCCUCCUUAAACAGUUAAACCUACCCAAAUCCCCAAAUUCCGCCGCCGCCUCCUCCUCCUCCUCUCGCCGCCGGCGAGAACCACGGCGAGGUGACCAACCAACCCCAACCCCCAUCGCGCCCCCCGCCACUGCCUCUUCUCCCCCCGCCCGCCCGGGAUUCCGUCCAUGGACCGGCCGAGGAGGCCGGGGAGCGACCGCCGGUACCCUCCGCUGCGGUUCAGGAAGCGGAAGAGGAGCAGCAGCGACAGUAGAAGCAGCAAGCUCAACAACAAGCCAGGGUCUGAUAAGUGGGAGGAUGUCUGUUCAAUUUGUGAUGAUGGUGGUGAUUUUCUUUGCUGUGAGGGCAGAUGUUUGAGGUCUUUCCACGCAACAGAGAAACACAUUACAGAAAUAAACCAGUGCACAACCCUUGGGCUAACUGAAGAACAAUGGAAGAUCUUUAGGCAAAAUGAUGAAAAGAGUGAACCGCUAUAUAUAUGCAAGAACUGUAAGUAUAAUCAGCAUCAGUGUUUCUCGUGUGGAUUGCUGGGUUCUUCAGACUUGUCAUCAGGGGCUGAGCAGGUAUUCCAAUGUGAAGAUGAAAAAUGUGGACACUUUUACCAUCCGAAGUGUCUAGCUAGACUACUCUACCCUGAUAGCAGUAUGCAGCCCUUAAAUUUUGAGGAGGAAGUUGCCCGUGGACUGAAAUUCCUUUGUCCGGUGCAUAAAUGCCAUGUAUGCAAGGGAGGAGAGAACAAGAAUGACAUGGAAAAUCAAUUUGCAGUAUGCAGACGCUGUCCAACUGUAUACCACAGGAAGUGCUUACCAAGUGACAUAGUCUUUGAAGAUGAUGAAAGUAAUGGUAUCGUGCAAAGGGCGUGGGAUGACGUACUUCGUGAUCAAAUUUUGAUCUACUGCAUGAAGCAUGAGAUUGAUCCAGAACUGGGAACUCCCGCGAGGAACCACAUUAUCUUUCCUGAUUGCAAAAACCUUUUAACACGUGGUCCUUCGAAGCCCAAAGGGCAAGAAGACGCACCCGCAGUACUAGAUAUACCUGAAGAAGACAUGUCGCCUGAUCAUUCCUCCGAACCAUCCCAGCCGCCUCCACAGCCGGCAGCUGAAACUGAUCAAACUGACCAGGAUCUUUCCAAUGGUUUCAAUUCGUUUGCGCCGAAGGCCUUGUUCCCACUUCCAUAUCCAGGCUCCUGUGGUUGGCUUGAUGACUGACCAUCCAACCUCACUCAUCUAGAUAAAUCCUAACACAUAUAUACGCCAGCAGAUUGGUGUAAUUCCUGCUAGAACACUUUGUUCGGAAAUUGGGAAGUUAGAAUGUGCAACGCAAUCUACUCUGUUGAACUGUCACGUGCUAAGCCACUUGUGUGUAUUGUUAUCAUUAUUAUGUUAUUAUUUUAAUGGAAGAUAACAUUGCGGUUGACCAGU